CUAGCUUCAAACUUGGAAGCACUUCCAUCUCCAUAUCCUCAAUCAAAAUUAUCAAACACAUUCAACUAAGCCCAGAAAAAUUAGGAAAAUAAAAAUUCACUAUAUUUUAACAUUUCUGCACUUGCUCCCCCUAGUGUGUGGCAUUUAGAAUUAGAAUCACAGUUCAUUAGAAUAAUAUAACCUGUGGAGAUUUGCUUCAACCAUGGCCUCAACUUCCUCCACAACCUUAUCAAUCACCUCUUCGUCAAGCCUUGUUGAUGCCAAGGCUCCUCGCCAAUUAGCCGCUGCAUCACCACAAUGUGUGACCCUGCCCACCCUUCCUCCUCCUCCUGUCCAGACUCAGAACCGUCCCUGGAAGACCACUGCUUAUUGUCGAAAGCUAGCCCGGAAUGUUAUGGCUAUGGCUACCGGAGAGGCUUUGGCUACAGGGGAGGCUCCAACUGAGCUGGCUACAACUGAGCCGCCAGAGAUUGUCAAGUCAAUUCAACAAGCUUGGGAUAAGGUUGAAGACAAGUAUGCAGUGUCUUCACUAGCAGUUGCUGGUGUAGUUGCUCUUUGGGGCUCCACUGGGAUGAUCUCGGCGAUUGAUAGGCUUCCUUUGAUUCCUGGGGCUCUUGAGCUUGUCGGCAUCGGUUACACAGGAUGGUUUGCAUACAAGAACAUUAUUUUCAAACCUGACAGGGAAGCUUUUGUAGCGAAAGUGAAAGCCACAUUCAACGACAUAAUUGGGAGCAGCAGCUAAAAGGGGAUCCUCUGCUACAGUGAGGUGAAGCUAGUAAGUGCUGAAGCGAACAUUUUUAAUGAGUGUGCACAAGGAAGUAAACAUGCUUCGUUGCGUUUGUAUAAGUUUCUAACCAGAGUAAAUCCUUGUAAUAAUGCACGUUUAUCUCUAAGACACAUGUAAUUAAAUAUUUAAUUUCUCCA
Messenger RNA from Manihot esculenta (cassava), 924 nucleotides. Its product is annotated as protein CURVATURE THYLAKOID 1B, chloroplastic. The coding region runs from base 203 to 742 and encodes 179 amino acids. Lineage: Eukaryota; Viridiplantae; Streptophyta; Magnoliopsida; Malpighiales; Euphorbiaceae. Gene Ontology annotation, cellular component: chloroplast thylakoid membrane; thylakoid. The transcript has 6 exons. The record is from RefSeq and is a predicted model, not a curated record.